CCGUCGCCUUCCCCAUUCCCACUGAUCUCUUCUUCCGAUGGACUUGCUCGAGGUCCCUCUCGAUGUCUUAGCGCUCCGGCUCUACGCGCUUCCGGUCGACGCCGCCGUGACCUACCUCGCUCUCCUCGUGGCCGCAGCCGUCGCCCUCGGCCUCUGGAGCAUCAGGGGCGCCGCCGCCGCCGCCUCCAUUUCUCACUCUCCUCCUCAGGAUGUCUCCCUCUCAGAGCCCGAGAAGCUCAAGCUCGACCUCGCCUCUCUUCCUCCGGCCUGCCACCUGAGCGAUCCGAGCAGCGGCACGCCGAAGUCUCGGUUCACCGCCUACUACUCCGGCGAGCGAUCCGACCCCGUCAACCACGAUUUCGACGAGAUCGACCGGCGGUCGAGAGGGGCGGCGCCGUGGAGCGGCAACUGGAGCUUGGAAUGGACGGCCGUUAAGAGAGCGGGGCACCUCGGGUGGUACAGCCACCAGGACAUGACGGAACUUAACGGCAGCGUCGUCAAGCUCUGGGACGCCCGGCCGACGCCGGCGGCGAUGCUGUUGCGCCGGCGACUGUAGAAAAUUACGGAAAUUGAAUUAUUAAAAUUAGGCUGUUGUCUUUCCGAUUUGCCCGUGAAUUAAAUCAAAUUGGGCCAAAAAUAAAAAGGUAAUUAAUGAGAAGAAAUGGAGUCUUGGAAGAGAAUCUAUGAGCUUGUUUGAAGAAUUUGGCAUGAAAAAAGAAUGGAUUUUUGUCGAG
Molecule: messenger RNA, 734 nt
Organism: Zingiber officinale
Lineage: Eukaryota; Viridiplantae; Streptophyta; Magnoliopsida; Zingiberales; Zingiberaceae
Exons: 1
Coding region: 38-556 (172 amino acids)
Source: RefSeq, a predicted model, not a curated record